UGCUUGUCCUACACUGUGCAGUGUGUGUGUGUGCUGUAGGUAAUCUGUAGGACACAGCGGUGAGUAAUCAUGGUGUUCGAGGAGAAAAUGAUCCAAAACGGAGAUCCCGAGGAGGAGGAAGAAGAGGAAGAAGAAAUGGUGGACCCAUUAGAAACGAUCAGACAGAAGUGUACGGAGGCAGAGCACUGCGUCCACACGAAGGAGAAACUGGAGUUGUGUGAGACGAGGGUGGGAUCACAUCCAGACACCACUGAGGAGUGCACCGAGGAGCUGUUCGACUUCCUGCAUGCACGAGAUCAUUGCGUGUCACACAAACUGUUUCACUCCGUUAAAUGAAGCUCAUCAGAUCAUCAUCAGUGCUUCUGCAUGACUCCUCAGCCAGUAUCAGUGAUCCAGUGGUUGUUUAUGUGCUGUGUUGUGACAGUUGAACAUUUCUUCAUACUGACAUAUAAACACCAUUCUGUACCCAAAGCAGUCUGUUUAUGUUGCUGAAUUGUGAAUAAAAUGUUGUGUACAUCA
Messenger RNA from Trichomycterus rosablanca, 519 nucleotides. It is a transcript of the gene uqcrh, whose product is annotated as cytochrome b-c1 complex subunit 6, mitochondrial. Lineage: Eukaryota; Metazoa; Chordata; Actinopteri; Siluriformes; Trichomycteridae. Gene Ontology annotation, biological process: mitochondrial electron transport, ubiquinol to cytochrome c. The record is from RefSeq and is a predicted model, not a curated record. Bases 70 to 336 code for a protein of 88 amino acids. The transcript has 4 exons.